Trypanosoma rangeli is the source of this 429-nucleotide messenger RNA. RefSeq lists its product as uncharacterized. The record is from RefSeq and is a predicted model, not a curated record. The transcript has a single exon. NCBI's taxonomy places the organism in Eukaryota, Euglenozoa, Kinetoplastea, Trypanosomatida, Trypanosomatidae. The coding region runs from base 1 to 429 and encodes 142 amino acids.
AUGUCGGGUGCCCUGGGGAAGCGGGUUGGGGCGCCACGAACCGUCCGGGGUUUCUCUUCGGCGUGGCCGGCGCGAACCCUUCCAGGACGCGUCUCCCCGCCGCCGUACGCCCCUCUCCGGACAGGGCGCCUUGGUCUCGGGGUGCGUUUAACUCCACGAGGCGCCCCUGCAGCCCUUAGGCUCCCCAACUCCCCAUAUCAUCCCAAAAAUUUUUUAAAAAAAAAUGGCGAGCCAAAACCUCUUGCUUACCGCUGCCGUGGUGAAAAGAUGGCAAAAAGGAAAAGAGAAAGGCUGCCCCAGCCCUUUGCACCACGCAGCAGCGCCACGCAAAGCGCGCCAAGUUAUCCAUUGAUACGCCUUGAUCCCAAAUCCACAUCCACCCACACCAACCCCAGGGAAAAUGGCAUUGUUGUGUCUUUUGAAACUUAA